GAACAAACAUUUUAUUGAAAUAGCCUGCUUCAGUACAAUUCAGAUCUGUACUCCCUGUGCCCCUGCUCUCAUCCCACAGGUAUGAGAGAACACCAAGACUAGAAGAAUGUUGAGGUUUCACCAUUGACCAAAGAAUUCCAAAAUCAGAGCGUCAUCAGUUAGGUUGGUGCUGCACAAUACAAAUUUCAUUACUGCUUUCAUUAGGAAGGAAGGCUCUACCUGAUGAACAGCUGAUGGCCUAGCUUCAUUAGAUGGCUGAUGAAUUUAUCACUGUCAGUCACUCUGCCUGUGACAUGCUGACUCUCCCCAAGCUACGUGCCAGUCUGCUCCUGAAUGAAGUAUGAGAAAAGUAUGAUAUCUAAUAAAGAAAAAAGAAUGAAGUAGGGUGGUGGUGCUAAGGAUGGAUUCUGUUUGCCUUAAGAUACCACUGCACACUGUGGCAGUGACACCACAUAGUAAAUUGCAAGAAUUCAGAAGCUGGCUCACAGGCAGAGAAGAUGCCCCUGCAGCAGAGGCAGGUGGACACCUGGGGACAGCAGCCUCCUCAGCUGUUCAAAGCUAAGCCAAACUGCUAAUCAGUCUGUGCUCCUGGUCUCACCUCAUUGUAAAGCUAGAGUGCUAGUGACAGGUACCAUUAAGGCUGUCUGUUUCUAUUCUGAAGCCUUAUUCUCAAAGGCUCAUGCUUUUCUAAAGCAUUCUGAAAACACUGGCUUGAAAACAGAGAUGCCUCAGUCUCCAUAUCAAAGAUAUUUUUGCGCAAAGCACUUUGAAACUAAUGUAGUCCUUAAAAACUGGGUUGCCAUGUUUAUAAUUGUAUUUUAAAGUAAGAGAGUAAAUACAUUUUUUCCACUUUCUUUGUUCACAAAAUGCAACAUUUUACUUUAAAUAAUAAUAAAAAACCCCUCAAGAAACCAGCUGAAGGCAUAUACUAAACUGGAAUUCACUUGAAAACGUGGAAGGGUGAAAGUUUCUGAACAAACAAAAGUCACACUUCAACUACGCUGAACUAGAAGGUGUGUCAGCUCCUGAAGGCCAUAGACUUGUUCUUGUCAAUUCCUAGAGACCAAACCGAGACAAGUGACAGCUUCUGGAUUGUCAUGGUUUAACCUCAUCUGGUAACUAAGUCCCACACAACCGCCUUCUCACUCCCUCACAGUAGGAUAGUGGAGAGAAUUAGAAAAGCAAAAGUAAGAAAAUUCAUGGGUUGAGACAGAAAGAGUUUAAUUGGUAAAGCAAAAGCCGCACACACAAGCAAAGCAAACCAAGGAAUUCAUUCACCACUUCUGAUCAGCAGGCAAGUGUUCCACCACCCCCAGGAAAGCUGGGCUUCGUCACACGUAACGGUUACUUGGGAAAACAAACACCAUCAUUCUGAAUGUCCCUCUCCUUUCUCCUUCCCCCUAGUUUAUAUGCUGAGCAUGGCGCCAUAUGGCACAGAAUAUCCCUUUGGUCAGCUGGGGGCAGCUGUCCCAGCUGUGUCCCCUCCCGACUUCUCGUGCACCCCCAGCCCCUCGCUGGUGGGGUGGGUGAGGAGCAGAAAGGGCCUUGGCUCGGUGUGAGCGCUGCUCAGCAGCCACAAAACCAUCCCUGUGUUACCAACAGUGUUUUCAGCACAAAUCCAAAACACAGCUCCAUACUAGCUACUAUGAAGAAAACGAACUCUAUCCCAGCAAAAAACCAGCAUAUUAAUUAAAGAAACUUUUGAUCUGCCAAAGUAAACAGGGUUGCUGACAUGACACAAUAUAAGUGGUAGUAGGAGAUGUUUUUCCUCUUGAGUGUACACCUUUAAAUUAAUUCUAAGGUGCCAGCUCAGAGACAGGACUACUACAUUCCCGAAGUGUAAGGAAAGCAGCUCAGCCAUAGAUUAUAAAACCGCUACAGCAAUAGCUAGCUGCUAUUUUGCACUCUUGUGCUCUGUAUCAGACCACAUUAAAUACCCACAAAGCUAGGCUUAAAGCAGCCUCAAAUAUCUAGAUAAAGCGCCAAAAUGGUCUAUGAUCAUUACAGUUCUAUUGAAUUUGCAGUAGCAAAUUCUUGUAAACUACCUCGCAUGAUUAUGAAUCAUUAUUUUACUGCAUAUUCAGUCCUGGACCAGUUAAUAGUGUACAUAAAUGAAAACCACUAUGGUUUUUUCAACACAGUAUUUUUUUCCCUGCUUAGGCACUAUCUUCAAAGAAAAGUGUGUCUUUGAGGGAAGGAUUUUGCACAGCCUAAGUAAUAACUUAUUCCAUGAACAAACGUGACACCCAAUUCUGGCAUGUGGUCUGCAACUCCUAAGCUUUGUUUAGUUGUCCUGUUAAGCACAAGAAAUCUAACAACAGGAGGCUAUGUUUAUAGAAACUAGGUAACACAAAAAGGUGUAGUUCAUACCUAAUGUGGCAAAACAGCAUCUUCACUCUUUGUCCAAAAAAAUGAAUAGCUUAUAUGAUGGCCCAAUUUACACAAUAUAAGUCAGAAGAAAGUCCAUUGACUAGAGCAGAGUUAUGGUGGUUUCACCCCCAGUUUGAGCCACACAAGGCUCAAGAAUGUAGGAAUUCUAAAGUAGACAACAGAUAUCAGGAUGACUUACCCUUUACAAUUCAGCCCUCACACUAUAUGGAGAUUGCAGAGAGCUUUACCCCACUGGCCUUUGUAAAUUCUCUGACAGACAUUGAGAACUCAGAGUAUCUCAAGGGGAUGGAAUAGGAUCAGGAUUCCCGGAAUUAUUUGAAGUGUGUUUGGAUUAGGGUGUUUGACACAGAGAUAUCAAGUUUGUUCCUUCCCUUUCCACAGAGGCAGACUCACUCACUAAAACUGCUCAGAUUUAUUUUGGAUUUAUGGCUGAGUUAGAAAGCAGGGGAUUAUGCAAUGUACAAACCUGCUCAAUCGAUUAUUCCUCAAACAUUUAAAGUGGGAGCAUUGUAAAAUACUUUACACAGGACUAAACUGGGCCAGUCUGUGUGUGUUAUGCAAAUAUACAUAACAUAUGUUGACUUGUGGCUCCCAUGAUCUUCUGGUGGAACUCUUGCUCUGUGUGUCACAAGCCCUAAGCAGCUAAUAAGGACUCUGCAAGGCUCAAAACAAUCCUCUCUGCUUACUUCGGAAGCCACUAUAUAAUUCUAAGACGUUGAUGAGUUCACCACAUGAUGAAAAUAAGCAAGGCUAAGCGUAGUCACUCCCCUGUAAGAGCCAUACUUCUGAGUCUCCAGGGACCAGGCAGGAUGCUCCCUGCAAGUGCCCAGAGACCUGGAAUUCUGCAUUCUACCCUUGUUGACUCACAGGGGCUCAGAACAUGAAUCGCAUUAUAGGCAGUUCAAGCCUACUCCUCCCUUCUCCUUGGUAAUUAAUCAACCAGCAUUCCUCCAGCCAACACCUCUCUAGCCAGCACAGUAAAAGCUCAAAGCAGAUCAACUGCAGCUAUCCAACCACAGUAAGUGCAUUUAAAAUGAAAUAAAUAAUCAAAGGCUGGUUUGAAAAAGAAACAGAAGUGCUUUAUAAAUGUAAAUAACUAAACUUAAAGAGGGGGUGAAGUUAUGUGAAGUCAUGUAUCUAUCUAUCUAGAUUUACAUCUAUAAGAUAUUUGUAGGGUGCUAGCCAUGGCAGAAUCUAAGCGUGAUGUGUACUAAUGAUGAUCCACCUUUGGCUACACUAUACAUAAGUGAUUCAUUAAUCCCUCUUCCAUUAACACCAGACUAUGAUCUCACUCUUGUGAUAGCCAGUACUCUCCAUUUGCUAGAGACAGGUGGAUCUCAACCCAUUUGGAGAUUCAUUGCAGAUGAGAUAAUCUCAAAGGAUAAGAUUUUGCCCCCACUGAAAUUAAUAUAAAAAUUCCAGUAAACAAUGGGUUCUUAGACUUCACAAAGCUGCUUUCAUUUUCUUUUUGUCUUCCAUCUUCCAGACCUUUUAUGUCUGCAAAAGAGUGCCAAGGCUGUCCUAAAACCACUUUUCUGAAAGAAUUUUUGCAAUUACCAAAAUUAUUGUAAGAAAAAAACCCUUCCUGGUAAGCCACAACCUAGGUUCAAAUCCUACUAUUAAAAAGAGGACAGAAGACAUCAAAAGUAAUGUCAGCUUCCCCUGUGAAACAAUCAAGUGUCUCUCAAACUCAGAAAAGUGUCAGGUUAGAUUAAUUUAGAAUAAAAGUACAGUGUCCUCUUUGAUUGUACCAGUCUCCCUUCUGGGUAUUUUUACUCUGUGCUCAAAGAAUAGAAAUACAAUAUGAAAUCUGUAAAUCUGUGUAAUAUUAAAGUAGGGCUCCUUGAAGUGGGAUGUCUUGAGGGGGCUAUGGAGGGAGAAAGGAAUCUCCCUCUUGUAAGGAACACUGUUUGCACCAUGUAUAUCCACAGGCUUACAGCAUACAAAGGGAUAACGUUUCCGCUGCAGAAAUGCUGCACUCAGGCACACUUCAGAUCAUGGAAAAAAAAAUAAUCAAGUAAAUUCAAUUAAUUUGUUGAGGUGAACAAAAUGCAAUCUCAAACCCUGGAAUCAGGCAAGCACAUCAACAUUAUCAGCUGCUUUAUGCCAAGAACAUCCUGGACAUCAGCAAGAGAGGGGCCUCAAUGUUGCAUUUCCUGUGAACAAUACCUACUACAAAACACUGCUAUUUCUCUUGCAUAGUUCUUUUUUUUCAGAUACUCCUUUGAAAUUAUUGCAACCAGUUACUAAAAACUUGAAUUUGGUAUCCCCAGUCAUAGACACAAAUUCCAGUAAAUUCACAUGCUACAAAGGGAAAUUGUACCAACUGCACUUUUGAAGGGUCACAGAUAAAUGAAUAUAAACUAAUAGUUCAUAUCCUCUCUGCUGCACAGCUGAAUGAACCUUCCCUCUUGUGUCCGUAUCUGUCAGAUGUGGAUUGUGCUAAGGAUGGUAUCACAAAUGUUGUGAGUUUUAACACACAUAAAAGUAUCUCUCACUGUAUUACGGCCAAGUAAAAUGAAACAGCCAAAUGACUAAAAUGGACAGUUAAGGCAAUGUAAAAAGUUGACAAACAGCUUCUAACGAGGUCCAGAUGCUUUUUCUUUCUGUAUAAUUUGAAAUCUAACAUUUCCAGGCACUGCAUGCCUUUCAGUUCUUUUCCCUCCAGCUUGAACUUGCAAGCUGGAACCAAGCAUUAUGCUAAUAAUCUCCAAGGACACAGCAUUGCUGUUGCUUAGGAACAAAAGUUUCACAGGCUGUGGAAGGAGAAUUGAAUACAAAGACCCUGAAGCUGGGGAAGUCCUUUCUGCCACUUUUGCCAAAUUGUCCUGCAAUCCCGGCUCACCGUUUUAUUUACAGACUGAGAGACUAAUUGAUUACUCAAGAGAAGAGCAGACAGAGGACAACUGCACAGUAACAGACCACGAAGGCUAGUCCUACUGAAAAAAAUCAAGCAGCUUGUGGCAUCUAUACCUUGUGUUCUAAGUCUUCCUAGCCGCUAGCCGGGAGUAAGAGCCACCUCUUUCAAAGGCUUUACGGGAGUUCCCACACCUUAUCCACAGCCUGGUGUGUCUGUCUGUCUCUCAGUGGAAAGAUGGCCAAGGGGAAAGCAAAAGGUCAAAAAGGGAAGGUGAUCACCUUGAAAAUUGCCAAAAAUUCUAUCCGGAUAUCUUUUGAUGGAGGGCGCCGUCUUGACUUAAGCAAGAUGGGCAUCACCACCUUUCCUCAGUGCAUUCUGAAACUGGCUGACGUGGAUGAACUUGAUUUGAGCAGAAACAUGUUAAAAAAGAUUCCAAGCAGCAUCCAGAAAUUCCAGAAACUGCGCUGGCUGGACCUGCAUAGUAAUCAGCUUGAGGAGCUGCCCAAGACAAUAGGUACACUUCAAAACCUUUUCUACCUGAAUAUAUGCAACAACAAGCUGACCAGCAAACAUCUGCCAGAAGAGUUAAACCUUCUCAAGAACCUGCGUAUUCUCAACCUUGGCUUGAACUGUCUUGACAGUAUCCCCACUAGUCUUGGGGCCCUGAAGGAACUUAAGGAGAUAGGUCUCUUUGACAACACCUUGACCGCCAUCCCAAACAGUGUGAAAAAUCUCCCCAAGCUCAAGAAACUGAAUGCAAAAAGAAACCCUUUCCCAGAUUCAACAGAGCAAGAAGAGCAUGCCGACCCCGUUAAAGGCAUAGAAACACUCUACCUGGUACAAGAGAAAGACCUGUGCUGUUCCUGCCUGAAGAUGUGUCAGGAUGAGAGGGAUAAGCUGAACAAGUUAAAGAACGUGACAACUAGCCCCUCAGAGAAGCCACAUUUCCCUUUACUCCAGACACCCAAUUCCUCUGCAAAGGAUAACCAAGAAGAAUGGAGAUUAAGAGAUAAACAUCCCUGAAAUAUACCAAGGUACUCCACAGACCAUGUCACAUGGAGUCCAGCCCAAGCUAAUAAAAAGCUGACCUCCUUCCUCCUCCUCCUCCUUAUUCUUCCUGCAGUUCUCUUCCUUUAAAGAUCUACUCAGUUUUAGAAGCAGUAGAUUUCUGUGGUCUCUAAAACAAAUCUAAACCAACAGACAUAUAUUUGGGAAAGGAAGGACCAUUUCCAUUUGGGCCUGUUCCUACAAUGUGUUCAUGUUUGGGUUUGUUUGGGCUUUUUGGGGGGUCUCUUGUGCACGCACGUGUCCAGAGAAGGAAUCUUCAAAAAGAUCGUUUUUUCUAGUAACUCCACUCCACCACUGAGACCUAAACAUUACUUCUGUUCAUUUUUAUAGGUUGAAACACAGUUAAACUAGUCUCAGUAAACACCAUUUGGAGGAAAAGGAACAGACCUGGGAACCUUCUGCUGCUGGUGGUUGCCACCAAACCCUCAGAGAAUCUCAGGCACGCACUGUCAAUGUGAGAACCAUGAGCCUGUUCAAAUUCAGCAGAGGCAGCAGACGCAAAUUCUCAGGAGCCACUAACACAGUGCUUAGAGCUAAAUAACCAGUGAUCCUGUUUCCCAUCAAGGGGCCAGACUGCAUAAGCAAGUUCUCUGGGAAUUUGGGUGCUAUAGCUGGGUUCAGUGAUUUCUAACUUACACAAGAGUGUUUUGUCUGCCUCUGAGUCUCCCCCCACGUAAGGUACAGAAAUCAGAAGCGGUAAGGAAAAGAUUGCUCUUUUUAAGGGUCCUGGGCAUAUCACUUAAGCAGUGACAAAGAGAAAAAGAUUCACCCUCUUUCAUGAUACAAGAGUCAGCCAGUGAAUUGAUGAAAUCAGGUCUGGUGUCCCCACAGUACUUUUAGCUUUCUGUUUACAUGUGCACAUGCACGUGUGCACCUGAGCACACACAUUCACUUGCUCAUAUCACAUCCCUAGGGCAUAGAGUGCUGACAGCCUACAAACAGCAAUAUACAGGUACAAGCAAUGAGCAGAUUAUAAAAGCAGUCAAGCAUGACAUGAGAAGAGGUGCUGGCUAUGGCCAUAAUAACAUAUGGUGACAGCAAACAUUUAGGUAUAUUUAAAUGAAGAUUAAAGUGCCAGGGGCAAAGUACUCAGUAGUCCAGUAAGACCCCAUUAUCAUUUUUCAAAUGGCUAUAGUAGAGCCUGGAAGUCAGAACUCCUGUGUAUUAUUCCUAUGGACUAGGUGGAAAACUGAUAUAGUUCCCCAGAACUGCUACUACCUCAACGUUGUAUGAUACAUCAGACUAGUAAUUUCUUCAUUCUGUGCUUCAGCUGUUAAUAAUUAUUAAUAGUGUGCCUGGUCUGGCCUGCCUCCCUGUCUCAGGUAGGAUAGGAAAAGCUGGAAUGCUAUGGAAGAUGGCCAUUGACCCUAGAUGGGUAAGGAGCCCCUCGUGCUGCUCUUGAGUUUUUCUAACUCGAAAGUGGCUUCAGAAUUCAAACAAGGGAAAAGUAAACUCAUGAAGUCCUCAGUCCUUCAGUUCCCAGACUGGAGCUUGGUAAAAGGGAAGCAUGUCCACUGGGGUCAUUUUCUCUAACUUUCCACUUAAGCACAACUUUUCUGGGAUCAUUACUUAGGCAGUGGUACUGUCUUACAUUUAUUUUAUUUCAGCUCAGCUUAUGCUCUAACACAGCCCAAAGCUAUACCAUAAGGCCACUUACAUUCUCAGAGUGAGUAAGGUGCACAGGGUCCUCGCUCAGCCAGUGGUGUAAAACUGAAGACAGAGCCUUAUGGGAUUCAGGACAGGCUACUUUAGAUCUAGACAUACAGUCUGCUUCAAUCUCUGAGACCAAACAUUAGUCAAGUGUUUUUCACAAUAAACAUAAGCCCAACUAAAGCCAAAAGUUCCUGCAGUUAUAGUGCAUCUUAAGAUAUUCCCACCUGCUGAGCACCCAGCAAGUACAGGGAAAGGAAACUCUGGGGUGAGUUACUGGUUACUUCACGCAGAACAGACAUCAUGCUCCAUAGAGUCAAUGAUCAUCUCUGACAUAGGUUAGGGUCCAGCCAGAGCUGGUUGCAUACGGCACUGAUACUUUUUGCGAGCAAAUGGCUGGUACUCAGGGGUGAAAAUGUUCACUUCCAAGAUAGGUAAUGAUUAACAACAGACAGACUGAAAAUUAAAAAGAAGAGUACAGGUGACAGGCCACAACAACACAUAGGGGCAAUCUGCCCCACAGGUCUCAACAGCAUUCCAGCCUCCAGGCAAUCAUUUCAGAGGAUACCAUUAGGCACUUUGGGUUGUGUUCCUCAGAUAUCCAAACUGAGAAGAGUUACAAGUAUGUGAGUAACUCAAGGUCAGCAUGGAACAUGCUUUCAAUCACCUCCCACUAGGAUAAAACCUUUUUUCCUGAGUUGCUAAAUCUGAGUCUUGGAAUCUACACUGGACAGUUACUAUAACAUGCCAAAACAUCCAUGUGUACAUCUAUCGCUGUCUCCCCUAACCACACAAUAAAAAGGCCAUUACACAGAAGUAUUAUGGAUCAGCUCUAACCUCACCUCACUGACUGUCUCUUUCCCACACUAACCAUCUGUGUAGAGUUUACUAAUAAAGUCAUAUUAAGGAGGUAAUAAUUAUUAAACAACAAUGCACAGUCAGCUACUCAACAGAUUCUUCAUGUUUUCAUACUGUGGAUGGUGUACGCUAGAAUGCUUUUUGGAGUUCUGGGGACACCUUUGAGUCUUUAAAAUAAAGGGCACAAAUAGGUAAGUUUCUAGAUUAUUUUUUUAAGGUGCAACUUAUUCACACAAUUUAACUUAUCCAGC
Molecule: messenger RNA, 9078 nt
Organism: Falco peregrinus (peregrine falcon)
Lineage: Eukaryota; Metazoa; Chordata; Aves; Falconiformes; Falconidae
Gene: LRRC18
Product: leucine rich repeat containing 18
Exons: 2
Coding region: 5486-6274 (262 amino acids)
Molecular function (GO): protein binding
Source: RefSeq, a predicted model, not a curated record